AAAUAGAAUUUAUUUUAUUUCGUAUUUUUACUUGUCGUUUCUAUGGUGAUGAUUGUCAGUGUUAUUUGAAAUAUUUUUGAUAUUGUCAAAUAAUGUUUUCAAUAAGUGGUAAAACUGGCAUAAUCGUCGCUGCAGCUGCAGCAUUAGUUGGCGCGGCGAGUUGGUUUAUCAGAAGGAAAUAUUGGAGGGAUGAGGAAGAGGAGAUAGAAGAAGGUGUGGUUUAUGAUGAGCAAGAUAAUAAAUUUUCAUUGGAAGAACUGAAAAAGAUCAAGUUGGACAAAAUCAAAACUAACUGCAGAGGAGUUAAAUGCCAACUUAUAGGAGACUUCAUGGAAGUGCCGAACAGAGAAAUACAGGCGAUUCUUGGCAAUAAACAAUUAGAAAAUGUUUUUUAUGCUGCUGGCCCUUUUAUAUACAAGAAUGGUGGUUUGCCUGCAGUGCAUAAAGCACUGGAAGACUAUGGAGAUGUCGUGGAGCGGACCAAAUGGUAUGCAUCUGCAGUCAAAGCAGGAAUAAACCCCUAUUUGUGAGCAAGCAUUGAGGGCAGUAUCUUUUGGCUUAAAUCAAAUUUUUGUUUUAUAUUUUUGAAUAAAUUAUAGAAAUUAAAACAAUUUUUUUCAUCCAA
This is a messenger RNA of Cimex lectularius (bed bug), 625 nucleotides long. RefSeq lists its product as uncharacterized. NCBI's taxonomy places the organism in Eukaryota, Metazoa, Arthropoda, Insecta, Hemiptera, Cimicidae. The coding region runs from base 93 to 530 and encodes 145 amino acids. The transcript is spliced from 2 exons. The record is from RefSeq and is a predicted model, not a curated record.